This is a messenger RNA of Cylicostephanus goldi, 585 nucleotides long. The record is from the annotation of a GenBank genome assembly. NCBI's taxonomy places the organism in Eukaryota, Metazoa, Nematoda, Chromadorea, Rhabditida, Strongylidae.
AUGCAAUCUUAUUUUCAGGGUACAAUGUCGCACCGAAAAUUCUCGGCGCCAAGGCACGGAUCCAUGGGAUUUGCGCCUAAAAAGCGCUCUAGGACAUAUCGAGGAAGAAUAAAGGCCUUCCCAAAAGAUGACCCAUCAAAGCCAAUCCAUCUCACGGCGUUCCUCGGUUACAAAGCUGGAAUGACUCACAUCGUCCGUGAGGUCGAUAAACCAGGAUCAAAGGUAAACAAAAAGGAGGUGGUAGAGGCCGUGACCAUCAUCGAAACGCCGCCGAUGGUGAUUGUCGGAAUCGUUGGCUACAUCGACACCCCACGCGGACCACGUCCGUUCAAGUCCGUUUUCGCCGAGCACCUGAGCGAGGACUGCCGCCGUCGCUUCUACAAGAACUGGUGCAAGUCAAAGAAGAAGGCCUUCACGAAAUACGCUAAGAAGUGGCAAGAUGAAGACGGAAAGAAGGUCAUUGAGUCUGACCUCAACAAGAUGAAGAAGUACUGCUCUGCCAUCCGAGUUGUUGCCCAUACUCAGGUAAAAGAUGAUCUUACUUUUAAAAUCAUAUUCAAGCUGAUGCUUAUACUUUACUGCUGA